AUGCGCACACCGCUGACCACUCAGAAUCUCAAGCACGAGGAACGACUUCGUCUGUUGCGCUCCACGCGCAAGAUCGACAACCUCUUUGGGCACACGCCCCAUCUUGUGGAUGUCAUUGGACCCGAUUUUGAAGCGCCGCGCCCAAUGAAUCAGCGCCGGAUACGCCGGAGAGCAGCUCCACCAGUUGAAUGGGAUGGUCCUCCUCCUCUGCCGACCUCCACGGAGGUCUCCGCACACGCUCGACCGGUGCUCUAUAUCCGACUCCCAGAGCCAUGCGACACACCAGAUCCCGCACCGGAGCGGAUCAGCGCCGUCGUUCGCUCACCGUCGCCGACACUGACCGUCGCGCUGAAGCUGCGGCCAAUCGUGCGCACGCGGAAGGAGGAAGACGCUUUGAAGCGGAGGAAGAUGGCCAAGCUGGUGCGCACGCUGGGUGCCCAUGUACCUCCCGAGCUCGUUUUCCCUGCUGUCGAGAGCGACCGGCGCGCACGCAGGCUGUCGACGAGGACGAUUCUCUCGGACGUCGUUCAUGAUGGAAAGAGACGGCGGGCAGCAGAUUCAUCUGCCGGAUCGAUUUCGCAUGGAUGGGUGUGGGUGGGAAGGCCGGAGGAAAUUCCCUCCGAUGUGCACAUCCGUGAAACUGGGGCCGAAGCUUACCAACGCAGAAUAAGGGCCUCGCUAAGCGGUGAACAGACUGAAGCCGAGGAUGAGGGUCUGACAAUGAUUGGCGGGAGCAUCACAGCUUUGACUGCGGACGCACUAGCACGUUCCGGAUUUGGGGUGCCGGUUUCGGGAACUGAUCUCACUGAGCUGCGCAUGGAGGAGAUGCUACGAAGGCGAGGGGAUGGGUGGAUUGGCGAGUGGGUUGGGCGAGUGGAGACCAUGGAUGAUGUGGUUCAGCAGUUGAGGACGCUGCGAGUCAAGUGA
Mycena citricolor is the source of this 927-nucleotide messenger RNA. The record is from the annotation of a GenBank genome assembly. Lineage: Eukaryota; Fungi; Basidiomycota; Agaricomycetes; Agaricales; Mycenaceae.